GUCAAUAAGAUUAGGCGUGUAAAUCAAAAGACGGCACAUGCUGUGUGCUAUGAAUAUGAAUAUGAAUAUUGCAUAUAGUAUAUUGUAUUAAUAACGUAGACAUAUAUACACCCUUUCAGUUCUAGCAAAAACCAACACUGUCUAUCAACAAUCUUAGCAAGAAAUUCAAUCUUAUAGGGCCUACAUGUUUAUGCAUUAAGCUUAUAAGUUAUAAUAGCUUCUUGAAUUUUCUUUGCUGUCCAUUUUGUGUUUUUGCUCUGCUCACUUUUGUCUACAUUCUCUAUCAUUUUCUUUUGAGCCUCAGAUCAGAUCUCUGAUCUACAACCAUGGCUGAAAAGGUGACCAUUAUGAGGCUCAAGGUUGAUCUUGAGUGUGAGAAAUGCUACAAGAAGGUUAGGAAGCUUCUCAACAAGUACCCUCAAAUUCGAGACCAAAAUUACGAUGACAAAGCAAACAUUGUGACAAUCACGGUGGUGUGUUGUAGUCCUGAGAAGAUUAGGGACAAGCUUUGUUACAAAGGUGGAGGUUCUAUCAAGAGCAUUGAAAUAGUGGAUCCGCCAAAGCCCAAAGCAGCUGAGCCCGAGAAGAAAAAGGAAGCCGAGAAGCCCAAGUCCGCUGAGCCCGAGAAGAAAAAGGAACCGGAGAAGAAAAAGGAAGGUGAUAAGCCCAAGCCCGCUAAAGAGGCCGAGAAGCCCAAGGCAGCUGACCCGGAGAAGAAAGUUACUUUUGUUUCUGUAGUCAAAGAUUCAGAUAAACCUAAAGAUGCGGAAAAGCCCAAGCCCAAGCCUGAAGCUGAGAAGCCCAAAGACAAGCCUGCACCAACUGCUAUGCCUAUGAUGAUCCCGCAAAUGCCACCGCCUAUGGCGGUUCCAGUUGGGAUGUGUUAUGUUCCACCAUGCUACGAGGGUAGGCCUGUUGGGCCAUACGGCCCAUACCCUAAUCAGUAUGGUGGACCACAAUGUUAUGACGGAUACUAUGCAAGGCCCGUAUACGAUAGCUAUGGUGGAGGAGGGCCGUGUUAUGUGGGCCGAUGCGAUCAAUAUCUCAGUGAAGAAAACGCAACAGGGUGCACAAUUAUGUGAUUCUCCACAUUCACAUCACUUCUUUUAGAAUUGUUUCUUUGUUUUUAUAACUAAAGUUAUUAAGAUUCAUACGUUUCAUAGAGGAAAAAAAAUGAGGCGGGUGGGAAAUGAAAGUUUAUGGGGUGGCUUAAAAUGCAAAUAAUGUAUACUAUCACGUUUUUAGUUCAACAACUUUUGAAUAAUAAACUUGCAAUCUGAUUUGUA
Medicago truncatula (barrel medic) is the source of this 1286-nucleotide messenger RNA. RefSeq names its product pollen-specific leucine-rich repeat extensin-like protein 1. The transcript is spliced from 3 exons. Gene Ontology annotation, molecular function: metal ion binding. Bases 327 to 1082 code for a protein of 251 amino acids. The record is from RefSeq and is a predicted model, not a curated record. Lineage: Eukaryota; Viridiplantae; Streptophyta; Magnoliopsida; Fabales; Fabaceae.